GUCAUCGACACCAGACGCACGCUCACCAGAUUACCAGCAGCAACAAUGCUUUUCUACUCGUUUUUCAAGUCUCUGGUGGGAAAGGACGUGGUGGUGGAGCUCAAAAACGACCUGAGCAUCUGUGGGACGCUUCAUUCUGUUGACCAGUAUCUGAACAUUAAGCUCACAGACAUCAGUGUCACGGAUCCAGAGAAAUAUCCACACAUGCUGUCUGUGAAAAACUGUUUCAUCCGUGGAUCUGUGGUCCGGUACGUUCAGCUACCCGCAGAUGAAGUGGACACUCAGCUACUGCAAGACGCUGCACGAAAAGAAGCAAUGCAGCAGAAGCAGUGAUUUUCCUGCAGGAUGGGGUUUAGUUCGGGGAGGGUGGUGGGGUGCAAUUUUGGUGACUGAUGAUGAUGAGUAGUUUAAGUUCUGAGUUAAUUUCAUUUAAAGAUGAUAAGUACAGUUUGUCCAGCUCUUGUACUUAAGCUGUAUUUGUCGUUAGCCUCUGCCCCAUCAAU
Molecule: messenger RNA, 503 nt
Organism: Toxotes jaculatrix (banded archerfish)
Lineage: Eukaryota; Metazoa; Chordata; Actinopteri; Toxotidae
Gene: lsm2
Product: smx5
Exons: 5
Coding region: 46-333 (95 amino acids)
Biological process (GO): mRNA splicing, via spliceosome
Cellular component (GO): Lsm1-7-Pat1 complex; P-body; U4/U6 x U5 tri-snRNP complex
Molecular function (GO): RNA binding
Source: RefSeq, a predicted model, not a curated record